GCUGUUAAAAUAGUAAUGAACUUUAGUAGACAGAAGAGAGCAAACAUGGAUUUUUCGUUGAAAUUUGCUUCUGUUAUUUUUUUAAUUAUUAACUUAACUAGCGAUCAUAUUAAUGCAGAACAUGAGGAAGAUCAGUCGACAGAUCUUUAUGUUAUCGAAGGAAAAGUAUUUCCAUGGGAAAAUACUGCUUUGACUGGUUGGCAGCUAAUGACUCAUGUUAUGGCUAAUGGUGGUGAACAUUAUGGAUUUUUAAGGGAAGAUGGAACAUUUGUAAUUUCUAAUGUACCAUCUGGUUCAUACAUAGUAGAAGUUGUCAACUCAAAUUAUUUUUAUGAACCUGUCAGAGUUGAAAUUAAUUCAAAAGGAAAAUUCAGGGCACGAAAAGUUAAUUUAAUUCAAACAUCACAAAUAAUUCAAGUACCAUAUCCUUUAAAAAUGAGGCCACUUUCUCCUUUCCGAUAUUUCCAAGUCAGAGAGCAAUGGAGAGUAACAGAUUUCUUAUUUAAUCCAAUGGUUUUGAUGAUGAUAUUACCAUUGGUCUUAAUUAUGAUUUUACCAAAAAUCAUGAAUGAUCCAGAAACUAGGAAGGAUAUGGAACAACUUAACAAUCUUACCAUAUAUAAUAUGCCAGAAAUGUCAGAGGUGAUAACAUCAUUUUUAUCUGGAGGAGAAAAACAAAAAACUAAAGCAGUAAAAGCAGCAAAGAAGAGACAAUAAGAAAUAACAAAAAUAGUAAUAUAUUUAUACCUUUCUAGUCUUCAAGUUUUUUGAAUAUUUCAUAAAAUUGAUUUUUGCAAAAACGAAAAAAAAAACAUUCGUAAUAUAAUUAAAAUUGAAAACAAUAUGUGUUUUUGGUAUAUUAAAAAUUCUAACAAACAUAUAUAUAUAAUAUCUUGUCAUAAAAUAUUUAUAGAUUAUUUCAUAAAAUCAUUAACAUAUUAAACUGAAAUUAAUACAUAUUACAAGUAUGUACUUUAAAAGUAUUUAAAUUCAGUUUUUUCUUAGUUUAUGAUUUUACUGCUCUACAAUUAUGCACUUCAAUUGUAAAAGGUUAAAGAUAUGAAAAGAGAUUAAAAAUAAAAAAUACGAAACAUUGUAUAUUCACACA
Molecule: messenger RNA, 1108 nt
Organism: Vespula vulgaris
Lineage: Eukaryota; Metazoa; Arthropoda; Insecta; Hymenoptera; Vespidae
Gene: EMC7
Product: ER membrane protein complex subunit 7 homolog
Exons: 4
Coding region: 16-717 (233 amino acids)
Cellular component (GO): EMC complex
Molecular function (GO): carbohydrate binding
Source: RefSeq, a predicted model, not a curated record